Molecule: messenger RNA, 843 nt
Organism: Effrenium voratum
Lineage: Eukaryota; Dinophyceae; Suessiales; Symbiodiniaceae
Source: the annotation of a GenBank genome assembly
AUGACCGAUUCAACCGAGAGGCGAGUCAAACAGAAGACUGCUGAUGCAUCCGAGCAGCUGCGAAUGAAGCAGAAGAUGAUUUCACUGAUAGAUUUGACGACUUUGGACAAAGAGAAAGACACCGAAGAGAAGGUUGCACAGCUUGUGGAGAAUGGCUCGGCAAAGAAUGCCCUGGGCACAGAAGUUGCUGCUGUAUGUGUUUAUCCAGAGUUUGUGCAAGCUGCAAAGCGGAAAAUCGCAAAGCUAGAGAAAGAUGCAAAAGGUAUGCGCGUUGCAACGGUGGUUAACUUCCCCAGUGGCGACGCGCAGACGAGCGAAGCGGUUGCAGAGACUCGAGCAGCCUUGCAAGUUGGCGCGGAUGAGAUUGACUUGGUGAUUUGCUUCAAAGAUUAUUUGUCCAAUGCAGAGUCCCCGAAGUCGUGCGAAAUGGUCCGCCAAGUCAAGGCGGCCAUUGAGCAAAACAAGAAAGGCAAUUGCUUGCUGAAGGUGAUCCUGGAGACAGGGGAGUUGAAGUGUGAGCACUUGAUCAAAAAGGCCUCGCUGGACGCACUCGACAAUGGCGCUGACUUCAUCAAGACCUCCACCGGCAAGACGCCCACUGGAGCGACGCUGGCUGCAGCCCAGACGAUGCUCGAAGCCAUCAAAGCUCGAAACCAUCAAAGCGGUCUCAAGAUCUCCGGGGGUGUGCGAACUCAUGAGGACGCCCUUGGCUACUUGCAGCUGGUGGAGACCGUUUUGGGACCCAAAGCAAAGGAGUUCCUGAGGCCGGAAAGUUUCCGCUUCGGCGUGAGCGGGCUUUUGACCAACCUGUUGCAGGAGACUGAGGUCAACACUUCAUAUUAA